Schistosoma turkestanicum is the source of this 318-nucleotide messenger RNA. The record is from the annotation of a GenBank genome assembly. Lineage: Eukaryota; Metazoa; Platyhelminthes; Trematoda; Strigeidida; Schistosomatidae.
AUACAGUAACUGGCAAAGAUUUAACCGAUGGAAAUCUUCAUUUCGGUUGGCGAUUACUUGGCACAUAUGGUGAAACUAUACCAGAAUCCAGUUUAACACGACAAUCCAUUCAAUCUUAUCUAACCAAUGAUGGUAAUACUGGUGUGUUCAGCAUUGAAAAUGUCAAACCAUCACCAAAUCUACCACAACCAAGUGCACGUAUUCAAUGUUUAGCUACAUCGUAUCAUGAUGGUGUUACGUAUUAUAGUAAACUUGUGGAUUUAAUUGUUUAUCCAGAAGAAAUCCCCGUAGAUCAUGUGAAGGAUGUGAAAGAUCGAG